Messenger RNA from Pyrus x bretschneideri (Chinese white pear), 920 nucleotides. RefSeq names its product NAD(P)H dehydrogenase (quinone) FQR1. Lineage: Eukaryota; Viridiplantae; Streptophyta; Magnoliopsida; Rosales; Rosaceae. The record is from RefSeq and is a predicted model, not a curated record. Gene Ontology annotation, molecular function: NAD(P)H dehydrogenase (quinone) activity; FMN binding. The transcript is spliced from 4 exons. Bases 132 to 743 code for a protein of 203 amino acids.
UCACAAAGCUUCGGCCUAGGAUGCGUUAUAAAUAGGGGUCCCCCUCCCAAUGGUUGGUGCACUAUCAUUCGCUCACAAACGCCAGCGCACGCACAAAAGAGAAACAAAGAGAAAGAGAGACUCUUCCAUCAAUGGCCACCAAAAUCUACAUUGUGUACUAUUCUACAUACGGACACGUUGCCAAGUUGGCACAAGAGAUACUGAAAGGAGCUCAAUCUGUCGAAGGAGUAGAGGCCAAACUAUGGCAGGUACCAGAAACUCUGCCAGCAGAAAUUCUUGCAAAGAUGGGUGCACCACCAAAGAGUGAAGUGCCUGUUAUUUCACCUGAGCAACUUGCUGAGGCUGAUGGGAUAAUCUUCGGUUUCCCUACCAGAUUUGGAAUGAUGGCUGCACAAUUUAAAGCAUUUUUUGAUGCAACUGGAGGUUUAUGGCACAAAGGUGCACUUGCAGGCAAGCCUGCUGGACUUUUCUACUGCACUGGAUCUCAAGGUGGUGGACAAGAGACUACCCCCUUGACAGCCAUUACUCAGUUUACUCACCAUGGAAUGAUCUUUGUCCCAAUCGGAUACACGGCCGGAGCUGGCAUGUUCGAGAUGGAGCAGGUCAAGGGUGGCAGCCCCUAUGGUGCAGGAACUUUUGCUGGGGAUGGCACAAGACAACCUUCUGAUCUAGAACUAGAAAUUGCUUGCCACCAGGGAAAGUACUUUGCUGGCAUCGCAAAGAAGCUUAAAGCAUCUGCCUGAUUAUGAUGAUAUAUUACACAAUCGCUGUUUAGCAUUUGAUACUUGCAUUUCUUUUGUUCUUGAUUCUGAGUCCAGUUUUCAAUUUGAAUUUUCAUGUUUUCGUAAAGAAUAAUUGGCUGUGUCGAAUGUAUUUGUUGUAACAAGUUUUAUGUCGAAUAAACUGUGCCUAUUACUGAA